Rhinolophus ferrumequinum (greater horseshoe bat) is the source of this 960-nucleotide messenger RNA. RefSeq names its product olfactory receptor 8A1-like. The record is from RefSeq and is a predicted model, not a curated record. Gene Ontology annotation, molecular function: olfactory receptor activity; odorant binding; G protein-coupled receptor activity. Lineage: Eukaryota; Metazoa; Chordata; Mammalia; Chiroptera; Rhinolophidae. Gene Ontology annotation, cellular component: membrane. The transcript has 2 exons. Bases 31 to 960 code for a protein of 309 amino acids. Gene Ontology annotation, biological process: G protein-coupled receptor signaling pathway; sensory perception of smell.
UACCCUUGUCUACCGCCCUCCCAAAGGAGAAUGGCAACAGAAAAUCACUCUGCAGUGACAGAGUUCAUUCUUCGGGGAUUAACAAAUCAGCCAGAGCUCCAGCUCCCCCUCUUCCUCCUCUUCCUGGGGAUCUACUCGGUCACCAUGAUAGGGAACCUGGGCAUGAUAACUCUGAUUUGUGUGAAUGCUCAGCUUCACACCCCCAUGUACUACUUCCUCGGCAAUCUGUCACUCCUGGAUCUCUGCUACUCCUCUGUCAUUACCCCUAAAAUGCUGGUGAACUUCGUGUCAGAAAAGAACAUCAUCUCCUAUGCCGGGUGCAUGUCACAGCUCUACUUCUUCCUCGUGUUUGUCAUUGCCGAGGGUUACAUGCUCACAGUGAUGGCCUAUGACCGCUAUGUCGCCAUCUGUAGCCCUUUGCUUUACAACAUCACCAUGUCUCAUCUUGUCUGCUCCCUGCUGGUGGCUGUGGUCUACCUCAUGGGCCUCAUUGGCUCCACCAUUGAGGUUAGCCUCAUGUUAAAACUGCCCUAUUGUGAGGUUCUCAUCAGUCAUUACUUCUGUGACAUCCUGCCCCUCAUGAAGCUCUCCUGCUCUAGCACCCGUGAUAUUGAGAUAACCAUCUUCUUUUUGGCUGGAUUCAACAUCAUAACCACCAGCUUAGCAGUCCUUGUUUCCUAUGCCUUCAUCUUCUCCAGCAUCCUACACAUCAGCACCAGAGAGGGACGGUCCAAAGCCUUCAGCACCUGCAGCUCCCACCUUGCAGCUGUGGGAUUAUUUUACGGGUCAGCUUCGUUCAUGUACUUAAAACCCUCCACAGCCAGUUCCCUGGCCCAGGAGAACGUGGCCUCCGUGUUCUACACCACAGUGAUCCCCAUGCUGAACCCCCUCAUCUAUAGCUUGAGGAAUAAGGAGGUAAAGGCUGCCAUGCAGAAAACCCUGAGGAGAAAAAUAUUUUGA